This is a messenger RNA of Drosophila ficusphila, 1050 nucleotides long. RefSeq lists its product as uncharacterized. The record is from RefSeq and is a predicted model, not a curated record. The transcript has 2 exons. Lineage: Eukaryota; Metazoa; Arthropoda; Insecta; Diptera; Drosophilidae. The coding region runs from base 169 to 954 and encodes 261 amino acids.
UUUCAAUUCAGUUUGCUGACCUGCCGAGUCAUAGUGUCUGAGUGAGAAAGGAAAAUAAAAUCGUGAGAACAAGCAAUCUUGGAGACCAAUAACGUAGAAACGAAAAGGAGUCUCAAUUUCUUUUGUUUAGAAGAAGCUUAGCUAUCCUUUAUCAGAUUAUUUAUCAAAAUGGCCGCACUAAAGAACCUGAUUGACGAAGACUGGGGCUCCGAUGUGGAGAUCAUCGAGGUGCCGGAGCCCAUUCCGAUUGAAAUCUCCUCCGACGAAGAGGGUCCAAGUCCGAAUCUGGACGAUCAGAGAAAGAGGAAGUCUUCGAGCGAAGAGGCCGAGGAUUCUGAGGAGGACGAGGAUCUUCUGGAUGAGUCAUCAAUCAAGGUGGAGGCCGUCUCCUCGGACGAAGAUGAUCGUCCGAAUAGGUGCUGGUAUACCAGCAAAGGGGUGAAGGUGGAGUCUUUCUGGGAGUUCUUUAGCACCCAGCCCCCCGUUGACCUCAAGGUCAAAGUGAAGGAGGAGAAGCCGGAGAAGGAGCCGAAGGAUCUUCUGCGCGUGGGCAUCUGGCGACCGCCAACCUACAGAGAGCGCCACAGCGUCGAGUUCAACAACGGAUGGUGGACCCACAAAUACACGACCCAGGCCGAGUGGACCGAUGUCAACUCCCCCUUCCUUCCGGACUCAAAAGCGAAUAACCAAGUAGCACAAGUGGAGGUGGCUGGACCAUCGCCUGUGGCUGGCGAAGGAGCACCUCUAACGAGCGGUGGGGAGGAUCUGCCACCGCAGAUCUUUUGGGCUGCUGUGCCGGACAACGAGUGGCCAGCCUACAUCAUGAGCCUGUUCACCAAUCAGCAGGGACACAGCAACGGCAGCUGGGAGGAGCACAUGACCAUCGACGGUCGCAACUACUAUGUGCAGUUCGAGAAGCACGAGUUCAACGUCUGGCUGUACCAGGGUUAUUAGGGAAUCCAGUUGAAGUCCCAUCACUUCCAUCAUAAUUUGGUAGUACGAUAAAUAAAGGUAUUUAUCUCCAAAGGGAAAUAAAUAAAAUAAAUAAAA